AUGGUGAAGCUGAGCCAAGAGUCCAAACAGCGGCUGCAGCAUCUCUUCAGGGGCAGCCAGUUUGCCAACCCCCUCAUGUUCUACCUGGGAUUUAGGAGAGGUGCAGAUCCCUGGAUGCCUGAAGCAACAGUUCUGAUCUUGCUUUGGGGAUGA
Molecule: messenger RNA, 153 nt
Organism: Dromiciops gliroides (monito del monte)
Lineage: Eukaryota; Metazoa; Chordata; Mammalia; Microbiotheria; Microbiotheriidae
Product: mitochondrial import receptor subunit TOM7 homolog
Exons: 1
Coding region: 1-153 (50 amino acids)
Source: RefSeq, a predicted model, not a curated record